Cicer arietinum (chickpea) is the source of this 2427-nucleotide messenger RNA. RefSeq names its product scarecrow-like protein 13. The record is from RefSeq and is a predicted model, not a curated record. Lineage: Eukaryota; Viridiplantae; Streptophyta; Magnoliopsida; Fabales; Fabaceae.
CGUGGGUGGUGAAUGGCGAUGAAUUUCUUUCUACUUGCUCUUUGUAUUGUUCCUCAGCUUACUUCCGAGUUCCUUCCAACUUUCCAAGGCUACCCCACCAAACACUCUUAGUAUUCAACUCUACCGAAUCUGCAACAUGUAUUAAUAAAUAAAUUUGUAUUAUUAUGCCAGCUCAUAUAUUUUAUCAAAGCUAAGUGCUUCCUAAUCUUACUCCUAGCAGUAGACUCUUGACUCUGAACUCUGGAGGACCAACACCAAUUGAGUUUCUCUCAAUUCUUUGAUCAACACAACACACAGGUUAAAGUAUUCCUCAAAACUUUAUUGCUAAGCUCUUCUGCAUAACUAGCGAGUCAACCGGCGCAGUUCGAAAGAACAACCUUUUAAUUUACAAUUUGAAAGAUUGACUACUCACUAUUCUUAUUACUUUUUUCGGUUGAGGAAAUCAUUUUUUCCAGAUGCAAACGUCUCAACAAAAAUCAAAUUCAGCUGCUAUCCAUUUCUAUCACCGACCUGCACAGGACAAUUGCCUACAAAACAAUCUAUGUGGCGAUAAACAUGGUAGCAGCAGCCAGGGAACACCUCUUUCUUUCGAAACCUUCGAUGAACAAUGCUUCACCCUGGAAUCAUACCCAGAAAUUACUGGUUUCAUAGAUUGUGAUUCCCCUUCCUAUGCCAGCGUAUCUUCUAACAAGAGUCCAUUUUCUCCACAAGAUUCUCAGCCAUGCUAUUCAGAUCACCACCAGUCAUCUUACAACACCAAUGGAUCGCCGACAAGCGGGUUGUCCAGUGUUGACGAUGGGAAUGAUUUGAAGCACAAACUUAGAGAACUGGAAAUGUCAUUGUUGGGGCCUGAUGAUUUAGAUAUUGUUGACAGUUAUGGCAGCUACAUGGAGGCUAGUUUCCACGGAGCACCUCCAUCGGCUAAAUACAAUUGGGAUCUGAUUGUAGAAAACAUUCCGAGGCUCGACUUGAAAGAAGUCCUCUUGCUAUGUGCACAGGCUGUUUCUGACGGUGAUAUUUCAACAGCAAGAGGCUGGAUGGAUAAUGUAUUGGUGAAGAUGGUUUCGGUUGGCGGAGAUCCAAUCCAGAGGUUGGGUGCUUACUUGUUGGAAGGGCUUAGAGCAAGGUUGGAAUCGUCAGGGAGCUUGAUAUACAAGGCCUUGAAAUGCGAACAACCGACAAGCAAAGAGCUAAUGAGUUACAUGCACGUCUUGUAUCAGAUUUGUCCAUAUUUUAAGUUUGCAUACUUAUCUGCAAAUGCUGUAAUUGCAGAAGCAAUGGCAAAUGAAUCCAGGAUUCAUAUAAUUGAUUUCCAAAUUGCACAGGGCACACAGUGGCAUUUACUUAUUCAAGCUCUUGCAAACAGGCCCGGUGGACCCCCUUUCAUUCGAAUAACAGGUGUCGAUGAUUCCCAAUCAUUUCACGCUCGUGGUGGAGGACUUCAGAUUGUAGGAGAACGGCUAUCAGAAUUUGCCAGGUCUUGCGGAGUUCCAUUUGAGUUCAAUUAUGCUGCAAUGUCUGGUUGUGAAGUUCAACAGCAAAAUCUUAGUGUUAGACCUGGUGAAGCCCUUGCUGUAAACUUUCCCUAUAUUUUGCACCACAUGCCAGAUGAGAGUGUGAGCAUAGAGAAUCAUAGAGACAGAUUGUUGAGGUUGGUUAAGAGUUUGUCUCCAAAGGUUGUCACCCUUGUAGAGCAAGAAUCCAACACAAAUACUUCUCCUUUCUUUCACAGGUUUGUAGAGACAAUGGAUUACUAUACAGCUAUGUUUGAAUCAAUAGACGUGGCUUCCCUAAAAGACGAUAAGAAGAGGAUUAGUGCAGAGCAGAACUGCGUGGCACGCGACAUCGUCAACAUGAUAGCAUGUGAGGGGGUUGAGAGGGUGGAGAGGCAUGAAGUUUUUGGAAAGUGGAGGAUGAGAUUUUCCAUGGCUGGAUUUAGACAAUGCGCGUUGAGUUCUUCAGUGAUGGAUUCUGCGCAAAAUCUUUUGAAGGACUUCAAUCAAAACUAUAGACUUGAACAUAAAGACGGUGCUCUAUGUCUUGGUUGGAUGAAGAGAGCUAUGGCCACCUUUUCUGCUUGGCAGUGAAACUGACCUCAUUUUUGCCAUCUUUUUGACAUGUACUUUUAGCAUAAUACAUAGUAUCUGCAGUUUCUCCAUAUAUAAACUUUGAGAUUUAGCCAGCUUUAGGGUAUGUUUGGAUUGAUAGUAUAUGAUAGAAUAGCUUGGAAUAACAUGAAAUAUAUAACAUCAAUUUUAAUUUAAAACUAACUAGCCUAUUCAAUUCCAUUCUAUUACUGUAUUUAACUAAUUGAGAUGAGUAAGGUACUCAGUCAUUUUGUUUUUUGGAUUAAUUAUUUGUCAUUGUAAUAGCAUGCGAAAAUUUCCAAAGCAGAGGUACAUGAAGCUCACAAGUUUUGGUCUUCUA